Messenger RNA from Mytilus trossulus (common blue mussel), 4308 nucleotides. Its product is annotated as serine/threonine-protein kinase PLK1-like. The transcript is spliced from 12 exons. NCBI's taxonomy places the organism in Eukaryota, Metazoa, Mollusca, Bivalvia, Mytilida, Mytilidae. Gene Ontology annotation, molecular function: protein serine/threonine kinase activity; ATP binding; protein binding. The record is from RefSeq and is a predicted model, not a curated record. Gene Ontology annotation, cellular component: cytoplasm; kinetochore; spindle pole. Gene Ontology annotation, biological process: mitotic spindle organization; protein phosphorylation. The coding region runs from base 454 to 2421 and encodes 655 amino acids.
GGUAAACGUAUUGUUAGACAAGCCUUCCAAAUGGGUGACAUCACAUCUACAGGUAUUGAACACAAAUCCACCGUCAGCUGACUUCAACAAAAGUUCUCAUUUUAAAACUCUUGACAAUGAAAAGGAAAUACUGGUUUGAACAUUGAGUUAAUAUUGUGUACCUGUAUUAAAUUAGAUUCUCAAACAUAAACUCCGGAGGAAAGUUACAGGUUCACUUUGGCAGUAAAUUAACAAAAGACGUGAGUAAAUCAUACAGACUCUCAACAUUUCACGGAUUAUUAUACGGACCUACAAAUAUUGUGACGGAAGACUUUAGCUUCUUUGUUUGUCAACAUCCGUUCGGCCUUCCUGUAUUCAUUUAUUAUUAAAAUUAUCACGUAUGAAAUAUUCAUUAUCUUCUGAAGAAAGACAAGACGUAUAUUACUCGAAGGAAAGUUAUACAAAACGAGACCAAUGUCAGUGGAUGUCCUACCCCCGAAUACGGGACACAAUAUUAAUUCAUACCCUGUGACAGUAAACGAUACAAGACCUCGACACAUUGACAGUCGGGCCAGGAGAAAGUUAGCAGACCCUAAUAAUAGGAUAAAUAUGGUCCACUUUGAUCCGAACUACAUCAUCUAUGAUUCAACUACAGACACUACGUACCUCAGAGGAAGACUUCUUGGCAAGGGUGGUUUUGCUCGCUGUUACGAACUUUUAGACUUAAACAGCAAUAAAAUAUAUGCAGGGAAAAUAAUAGCCAAAACUAGAAUAGCUAAACCUCACCAAAGACAAAAGAUCGUAAGAGAGGUAGAACUACACAGGGACCUCAAACACAAACAUGUUGUAGAAUUCCAUAGUUAUUUUGAAGACGAUGAAAAUGUUUAUAUUGUAUUGGAAAACUGUCCGCGAAAGUCUCUUGUUCAUAUGCUAAAACAACGAAAAGUUUUAACAGAACCCGAAGUUAGAUGCCAUUUAAAGCAGUUGGUCGAAGCUGUGAAAUAUGUACAUAAUCAGAACAUUAUCCAUCGUGACUUAAAGCUUGGUAACAUGCUAUUGAAUGAUCAAAUGGAAUUAAAGAUUGCCGAUUUUGGUCUGGCUACAAGGAUUGGAUAUGAAGGAGAAAAGAAAAUGACUGUCUGUGGUACGCCCAAUUAUAUUGCCCCGGAAGUACUUCAAAAGAGAGGUCACAGCUUUGAAGCAGACGUUUGGGCUUUAGGCUGUGUCACGUAUGCACUUCUUCUUGGUCGACCGCCAUUUGAAACAAGUACCUUAAAGGAAACUUACGUCCGUAUAACCAGCAACAAUUAUUCUAUUCCACAAACAGUGUCUCAAGGUGCCAAAUCUUUCAUCCAAAAAUGUCUGCGUCAUGAUCCUGACCAACGUCCUACAGUAGAGGAAUUACUCUCAGAUGAUUUCUUUACUUCCGGUUUCAUGCCAAAAUCUUUGCCAUCAACAUGCUGUACAAAUGCACCAAAAUUUCCAGUUUAUGCCAGACUCCCAAGACCAAAGUCAUACGCUGUGUCUGACUCUAAACAAGACCAAGUAGACAGAAUAACAUCAUCAAUGCGAAAAAUAGAAAUCCAACCAAAACAAGAUCAUCUCAAACCUGACAAAGUUGAUGUUGUGCGAAUGACAUCUCCGGCUGCUUUUCCUGCAAUCAAAUCUCCCAUUAGAGAAUUAGAAAGGUCGGAUUCUCCUCCAUACUCUAGAGGUACAUCAGAGUCUCCUCCAUACUCCAGAGGUACAUCACCUAAGCCAAGAUGUGCUUCAACUUUACUUGAUGUACUCAAUACAUGUUUAGAACAUAUGCCUAAAGAUACAAGCUUUAAUCCUAUGCCUUUGAACGACCCAACUGUUGUCUGGGUAACAAAAUGGGUGGAUUAUUCCAAUAAAUAUGGUUUUGGAUUCCAGUUAUCUAAUGAUGUCAUGGGUGUCCUAUUUAAUGACACCUCUAGAAUAGUUAUGUCUCCGGAUGGGAGAGCCGUACAGUAUUAUGAUAUAACAGGAAAGCUAUCCACAUUUACCAUAGAAUGUGUUCCCGAGGAAUUAGAGAAAAAGACAACGUUGUUAUUGUAUUUUGCCCGAUAUAUGGAUGAACAUUUAAUUCAAGGUGGUAACGUGGAACUUUCCAAAGACUCAGAUGACAUGUGGUAUGCUCAUACGUAUCUCAAAAAGUGGUUCAGAACGAACAAGGCUAUUGUGUUGUAUCUUAGUGACGGAACAUUACAGGUGAAUUUCUUUGAUGACCACACAAAGAUCAUUAUGAGUUAUGUGAAGAAUGACUAUUAUGUGACCUAUAUUGACCAAGACAGAAAUGCUAAUACAUACUGUAUGGUUCACUUGAUUCAAGACGGAUGUAAACAUGAUAUAAUAGAAAGGAUGGUCUUUGCAAAAUCUAUGUUGAAAAAUCUUGUGGACAUCGAAGGGGCAGAUAUCUGAUUCCCUAUACUAUCACUCACUGUCUUUCGAAAUUACAAUGCAGAUAGUUAAAAAAUAUAUCACAUAUCUGAUAUUGCAUUAAUUGUGUUAAUGUCAUUUGUCAAGUACCCAUUUUGAUUAAAUGGACCUCUAAUGGUCCUAGUGCCUUGGUUGAAUUGUCAAAUGUCCUACUUUCAAAUGGAUAGACACUUUUGACUGUUUUGAAAACGUUUUAUCUUUCGAUUUAUUUACAAGGCGUAUAUAUUUGACCUCACUGUCUUGUUAUCUCUGCCAUUUGUCUUUCGUAUGCAAUAUAUUUCAAAUCAAUCAUGAGACAGGAAAGAGGCAAAUAGUGAACAAGCAUAAUCAAAAUAUUUUCGUCGAAGAGAGUAUAACUAGUCACUAGAUGGCGCAUUUAUAUCAUGUGAUGAAGACAAUAUAACUGCCAUACAUGUUGACUGUUUGUAUGAUAAAUAUCAUCAGGAGCACUGCCAAAAGAGGCCAUUGUGAUAGACGUUAAUUUUCAGGCAUAAUAAGGGACCAUGAUUUGGGACCAAAAUCAUUUUCAUCAAAUUUGGUAUAGAUGUGAAUCAUUGCUUUUAACAUUUUGUAUUCAUGUUUUGCUUUCACGCUUGUACAAGCUCCUUAAAUUCCAAUUUACCCUUAACAAUGUUGUUGCCAUCAGAUUUUAUGCUUUGAAUUAAAUGGUACCUAUAGAACUUUUGAGGAAAACGUGUCUCUUAUUACGAACCGUCCGAUUCGGAACAGGUGCUUUUAUUAUUUGAUCUCGAAGUCGAUAAGACAAAAUAGUAUGCUCCAAUGGCAUGUUAACAUAUUAAAUCUAGUCCAGUUUAUGCCAUUACGAACUAAGAGUUACAGAACAUACUUUCGUGCAAGGUUAAGAAAAUUAUAAUUUUUUCUAGCAACUAUAUCUUCAAAAGGUUUGUAAAAAUUCAAACAACAGAAAAUGUAUAAAAGUUUUCGUAUGAACAAACAAUGAAAUACAAUUGAAGUAUAUAAAAUGAAUAAUCUUUCUACGAGAUAAUGAAAUUGAAAAUUUGAAGUUGAAAAUGCUUAUGAAAUAAGUUCUUCAUUUCUGUGUUUGUUUUCUGUAACCCAUGUUAAAGUGGUGCCAAUUUUCAUCAAGUGCUUUGUAAAUAAUUUAUUUUUUACAGAUAAAGAGAGGUUGCUCUUUAAUCAUUUUUUAUUAUUAUUUUGCAUGUUGAUGUUAAUGAUCUCAAGCGUUAUUAAAUGACAAAUAAGUUAUAGAAAAUGGAAUGCAAUGUCGUUUUCAUUUAUUGCAGAAUUGUAAAUUUGCAUUUUACUUGUGAAUACUGCAUUUAGUUAUAUGAAGAAUGUAUGGUGUGGAUGUAUGUAGGAUAUUUUUGACUCCAUAUUGGAAACAGUUUGUUAGAUUGGCCACGUCAAUGCUUAAUGUUAAUUUACAAACUUUGUAAACCACUGAAUAUAUGCGUGGCAUAUGUGACUGUCAUGUUCUCCGAAUUCAUUUUAUUUAUGAAAAAAUGUAAUUGUAUGGAAUGCAUUAAAAAUUUCAAACUGGCCAAGGUGUAUUUCUGAAUAAUUUUUGCAAUUUUGCUUAUUUCUUUUUAGCAUACUUACCAAUCUAACAAACUGUGAUGUUGAAAUGAAAACCUUAUGGUUAAAGAAUUUGUUUAUGAAAGAAACGGUAUUUUCAUACUAACAUUAAAUAUAACAUUGACAUUAGCUCAACAAAUUUUGUUGUUGUAACAAUUCAUUUUUGAGUAGACUUGUUGUUAAACAAUUUCUGUGAUAUACACACUGACGACCAACACCAGCCUUGUUGUUCUUAUUUGUAUAAAUGUUUUGAAUGAUUGAAUGAUUUUGAUUGUGAAAGGCAAUUUUUCUUCAAUAAAUAAUUGAAUUAAA